This is a messenger RNA of Nicotiana tabacum (common tobacco), 471 nucleotides long. Lineage: Eukaryota; Viridiplantae; Streptophyta; Magnoliopsida; Solanales; Solanaceae. The record is from RefSeq and is a predicted model, not a curated record.
AUGGUUGUACGACAACAUGACUGGGUUAAGCACAUCUAUAGUAGCUCACAAGCUAUCUGCCAACCCCAUGUGUCCGCCGGUAAAACAGAAGUUCAGAAAAUUCAAGCAAGAUAUGAGGCUGAAAAUAAUGGAGGAGGUUACCAAGCAAAUCAAAGCCAAGUUUCUUCGAGUGGUCGAGUACCCGACCUGAUGUUGAGGAAAGAUGAUGCUACAAACUGGAUUGAAGAAUGCCAGAAAGCUUUAGACAAAAUCAAGGAGUACUUGUCUAAACAACCCGUGUUGGUCCUGCUAGAGCCAAUAACACCUCUAUUGUUGUAUCUGUCCGUGUUAGAUGGAGCCUUUGGUUGCAUUCAGGGGCAACAUGAUGAAACUAGGAGGAAAGAACAAGCAAUAUAUUAUUUGAGUAAGAAGUUCACACCUUACGAGGCCCGUUACUCUUCGCUGGAGCGCAUAUGUUGUGUUUUGACAUAG